This is a messenger RNA of Austrofundulus limnaeus, 1362 nucleotides long. RefSeq lists its product as uncharacterized. NCBI's taxonomy places the organism in Eukaryota, Metazoa, Chordata, Actinopteri, Cyprinodontiformes, Rivulidae. Gene Ontology annotation, molecular function: catalytic activity. The record is from RefSeq and is a predicted model, not a curated record.
ACUGUUGCUACUACUCGACUCAACAAUACAAUUUAACAGUUAAUGCAGAUAAUAAAUUCUCCAUAAUACAUUUCAACAGCAGAAGCUUAUAUGCGAACUUUAAACACAUCAAGGAUUGUUUAAACCAAUUUAAACAACCUUUUAGUGUCAUCACUAUCUCAGAAAACUGGCUUACUCCGAACAAGGGAGCCGAUUUUGAAUUAGAUGGUUAUGAAUUUAGUUAUAUUAAUAGAGAAGGAAAGAUGGGUGGAGGAGUAGCUGUAUAUGUGGACAACAGUUUUAGAUAUAAGCUAAUUGAAAACAUGACUAAUGUGGUUAAAGAUCAUUUUGAAUGUUUAACAGUUGAAAUAUAUAUGGAAAAAAAUAAAAAUGUAAUUGUUAGUUGUAUAUAUAGGGCUCCUGGUUCUAACAUGAACCUUUUCAUAGAAUGGUUUGAGAAAACAUAUACAGCUAUAAAUUCAAAGAACUACUUUAUUUGUGGGGACUUUAAUAUUGAUCUGCUGAAUGUCAACAAUCACAAAUUGACUGAAGAGUUUAUUAAUACCACAUGUAGUCUGAGCCUUUUCCCUCAAAUUACGAGACCUAGCAGAAUCACAGCCAACAGAGCAACAUUAAUAGAUAACAUAUUUACAAAUUUAAUAGACAACACCAUAAGUGGAUUGUUAGUUCAUGACAUCAGUGAUCAUUUACCUGUUUUUGCUGUUUGUGAUAUCUGCCACAUGAAAGCCAAGACUAAAAAUAAUCCAAUUCAUAAACGAUUAAGGACGGAAAAAUCUAUAAAUGCAUUUAAAGAUGAACUAUCUCAACAAACCUGGGAGUCAGUAUUAGAAGAAAACGACAUGGAUAAAGCAUAUGAUAAUUUCCUGAAUAUUUUUAAAUCAUUAUAUGACAAACAUUGUCCGAAUGUAGAGUUUAAUUCUACAAAUAAAUAUUCUGAACAUCCAUGGAUCACAAAGGGAUUGCAAAAUGCCUGUAAAAAAAAGAAUAAGUUAUAUAGAGACUUUAUAAGGCAAAGAUCAACUGGGGCAGAAAAUAAAUACAAGAAAUACAAGAACAAAUUGACUGCUGUUUUAAGAAAAGCAAAACAAGAUUAUUAUAGUAAGCAGUUGGACAGAAAUAAAAAUAAUAUUAAAGGUAUCUGGAAUAUUUUAAACAGUGUAAUUAAAAAAAAUUCCAAACAUGUUAGUUAUCCACAACACUUUACAAACAACGAAGAUAAACAUUUAAAUAACAUGGAAGAGAUAGUUCAUAAUUUUAAUAAAUACUUUGUAAGUGUGGGCCCAAAAUUGGCUGAGGAAAUCCCGCAGCCCACAGGACAUGAAAUACUAAAAGAUGUAUUAGUUAGAAAUCCAGAUUCCAUGU